CGUACUGGCACUCGUAGUAAAGGAAAGGAGCGCCGCUGACUUGUUGACUCGUCGUUCUUCAACAGAAGAAGUGUUUCUUAUUCUUAAAAGUAUUCACCUUCUACUAUUCCUAGAAUGAACUUGAACUUUAGACCUCGCUCUUCUGAAAGUGAGAAGUUGUUUCUACUGGAGGUAUUUGUUAAUACAUAGAAGGAGGUUUGGCGCCGGCACAGAAUAAGGAUGUUUCAACCGGGGAAACGGACGUUCGGGUUGGAGUUUUCUCCACAGCCCCUCGGGUCCGGGCUCCAGCUCGGUCGAGGGACACGACACACGACGCAUGGUGGCACAGGACCGCUUUUUGGUGGUGCACAAGCUCCGCAGAUAGGACAGGCACAGAACAAUACAGGUGGAGCUCCUUCUGAUAUGGCCGAAGGGUUUUAAGGUUCCUCUUUCUUUAUCAUGUUUGUUGUACUAGUACUACUAGUGGCCGUGUUAUGGUUUUUUUUAGAUCCUUCAGGAUCAGGAGUGCGUGUCAACAACUACUAGAAGGUCGUGAACAAGGAUUUCUUAUGACGAAAUCCUACAUCUGUUGAAACAGCGUUAAUACUGCACCAAGCGGGGGACCAAUGCAGCAGGUGCACACACCAGUUUCCGGCGGACACUCAAAGCAGGGUCAUUCGUCUUCAAGUCACAAAAUGAAGAACGCGACACGGGGAGGCGGCCUCAAUUCCAAUUUACUUAUGGAAACAGUUCUUGAGAUUUUGAUGCGUUGAUUACUUGAGCACUAGGUGGGACAGUUGUCAUUUUUUCUAGUUAGGUCGGCUCCACCACAAUUAUAAGAACAAUAAGGGUCUCACUGUUAAAUGAGCAGGAGUCGCCUACUUUCCCUUUGUAUUAGAUUUCUAAGGCACUAGGCGGUGGAAGCUUGCAGUCAGGUGGUGCGACGUCAUCAACAUUCGGCCAAAGUCCUGACGUGCGAGCCCAGAGGCAACAACAGGUCCUCCCGAGUCCGACGUACGCACUGCAGCAUAAGGCUGUAUUAUUCAUUGUAUGGUGAAGAUUUGUUGAAUAUUUUUUGCCAUUUAUUUGGUUUGAUAGUUUCGACGUUGUAACUCAGCCUCCAUGUGUAUUUGUUGUCGUCAACAUUGUGUCCAGCUGUAACAUGAUGGGGUCACGAUAUGAUCAAAGUGAGGUGCACAUCACACGCAUACGUAAUCAAUGAAUUCGAUGAUAACUACAGGACCUUGCUCGGCAACUUUCGCAAUCAGAAGCUGCCAAUGCUGAACUGAGUAGAGAGCUGGAGGCAGUCCGAGAGGAGCAGAAGCAGGCGAAUGAAAAGAACGCAGAAAUAACAAAUAUCCUUGAGUUAUGAGGAAGAGAGUAGAUGGCUGGUUGAGCUAGAGUAGACAUUCUGUAACAGAAUGUGAACAUCACUAGUAGGAUUGCACAAUACGAAAAAUACCGUAGAUAUAAUGCAUACCACGGCGCUUAUGCACGACUCACACACUCAAGAUAAUUAUAGCCAAUCAUGAUCAAGAACCCGCAUGUACUUCUUGAAAAUACCUGUACCCGUCUUCGACUUCUCUUUCUUCAGUCUAAUGCUUGGCCUGGAGCAGCAGUUUAGCCAGGUGCUCGGCGACAAAGAGAAAGCAGAGGAUGAAGCGAAGCGCAUGGCAGUCGAAGUCGAGAAGUAUCGGGAAGAAAAGAAAGGUAUUGAUUCCCGACAGUUUCGUAUUUGCUGUUUUACAGCAAAAGUUGUUGUAGGCGACGCACAUGAGUGACAGAAACACAGGACGAGUCAGUUAGAGAUUCUUUGUUACUUGUUAAAAAUCCCUAAUAUUUAAACGACCAUUUAUCCAGAGCGGUGUCGGCAAGUGCAGGAGCAGCAGCGCGAGACCAGGAGACAUAUGUGCAACGUGGAAGAGAACUUAAGUAAGCAUCAAGCGCAACUACUUCUGCUGGAGCAGAGAAAUGCUGAGUUGACGGAUGAUCUCCACGAGGCUCGCGAGCAACUAGCCAAUACGCAGGACGAAGAUCACGUCUCACGUUUAGCCUCCGACCUAGAAACGGCGCUUAACAAAAUCGGUACCCGAAGAAUAGUCGUAAUCCUCCUAGUACGAAGAUGAAGAGCACAAGUAGAUCGAUAAGAUUUCUGAGUAUAAGGUGGAAGCUGUUAACAUUAGUAAUAUGCAAAUCAAUCCAUAUAGAUACAAGAAAGUCGAAGUCGACACACUGUAGCAUCAAAAAGUCGAGAUCAUGAACGACAAUCUUCACCACGAGGACCGUGUUCUCAGUGAUCUGUAGUAACUACAUUGCACCAAAACCAAUCAGACUUCCUGCAGAAGAAGCUGGAUACGCAGGACGCUCAAUUUGCUUCUCCGCGUGGUGGGGCGUCGAAUAAAAGCGAGAUGAACGAGAUAACAGCGUUAGAAUACUGGAGGUUACGGGAGAAAGUCCAAAAGGAGGAGGCCCAAUCGCAAGCGAGAGCAGAGCAGAAGGAGCAAGCUGCAAGGCAAAUGCGCACUGAGGCGGAAAAAGCGCUCAAACAAGCCAAUGCGGAGUUAUGACAUUUCCUUUCUUCUUAGAAAUGCUCUACUGCUGUUCUAGUUGUAAGAGAGGGAGAGCAAAUCUACCACGUACAUCUUCAAACCUUAACCUCUAUUUGAAAGUACACCACGACUAGAAUUAGAAAAUACACAAGCUUCAGUUCAUCUUCUUGUAGGUAUUUUUUAGUGUUGUUAGGAACUACCGACUGGUCUAAAGGUGUCCAAAGAAGCCGGCCGAAGAGUGCGAGAGGCGGAACGUAGCGCAGAAGAGGCGGUAUUUUGGGACUAGCUAUUUUGCGUGUGAGGAGUUACUGACCUGAUGAUCAAUUUCAUAUGGCCAGAAUUACUUUAUUUUUUCUCAUCUGCUACAGAAUCGGCUUCUGCAGACACGGAAUCAUCGAAUUGAGGAGCUCACCGACAAAUUGAACGAAGUGGAAGCUGAGGGCAGUCAAAAGGAGGUGAAGAUCGAAGAGCUCGAGGAUUUGCUUGACAGGCGCGAAGCAGAGCAUGGCCGAGAACUCAAACGCAUGACUGAAAGUGCAACUAGCCAGCUGAAGCAAAUCGAUGCGUAUCUACUAAAAUCGUUUUGCUUCUGACCUUCAAGAACGGAUGAGAUGAGGUUAUCGUUCCUGCUAAAAAAUAUGUACUGCAGCAAUGGCAAAAAUUUCAAUCCGCGUUUGUAGUAUGCAUGCAAUUGAUGGUAGUUGACAGUUAGCUCCCUGCUGUCUCCCUCCAUAGAUAAUGUGAAUGAUGUUGCUUGUCUUCACCUUGUCCGUCAGCUUAGAGAUGGAGUUAGACUCCGUGCAGCAGGAAUGGCAAGAAAGGCACCAGAAGGAAUGUGAUAUGCUAGAGGAGGAGAAGCAAGGCAUUGCGAAAGAUCUAGCAAUUAAGGCGUGAAUAUUUUUGAAGACUGAGUUUUUCCAGGAGGAUCUUGUUUCUUUGUUUGUUUCUUUGUUUCUUUGUUUGUAUUGAUGCGCUCCGGGCAACGCGUACGAUCCCGCCGGAUUUCUUUGAGCUUCGUGCUUUUUGUGCUACGGUCCCAGGAGCAUCUUCUUCGAGAUGUUUUCUCUUCUUGUUUAUUAACCUGUAAGAUGAACAGUUUUGAUGAUGAUGAUGAUGAUGAUGAUAUUUUAUGUUGAUACUAGGUUCUCUACCAGGAUGGUAUUUUUCACUAGGCCUCGCUCUAACGCAAAUUUGCAGCAUGAAAAGGCGUCACUUCUGGGCAAGUUGCAGGACGAAAAAUCCCGUGUCUCUGAGGAACGAGACCGCGCACGCGCAGAGGCUGAACGGCUCCAGACCGACUGUGAAAACCGUAUCUCACGAGCAGAAGCGGAUAGGGAGAAUCGCCUGAAAAAACAAGAAUUAUGCACAGUGGUCUUAGUUAUGCCUAUCUGUCACUGGUUGAAGCUAGAGUUACACUUCGACCCGUUAUUUUAUCCAGAGUACUUGAGGCAACUAGAAGGCCACCAAGGUAAAGAGAUUGAGAUGAUCGGAGUAAGAAACUGCGUACAACUUCUAAAACCAGCUGAAUUUGAAAAGGAGAGGGAGCAAUUGAAUGCUGAUUGGAACCGUGAACGGCAACAACUAGAAGGCGAAUGGAGUAGAGAGCGGGCAGACAACGAUCGCCAAACCGCGGAGCUCAACAAAAAACUCGCAGAGCAGAAGCGCGAUAUAGAUCUUGAAAGGAAAGAGCGGGAGGCCGAUCGAAGACAGCAUUUAUGACUGCUUAGUUUCUAUAAUACUCGUCAUAGUUGUAUGUCCCCUAAUCAGUGUCUUUUCAUCUUCUUCAUCUAGUCCUUGUCCGUCUUCCAUGUGUCCUUGUCCCUCUUCCCCUGUUCAUGCUUCGAGAAGGAUUUCCGUGCCAUCGAAGAGCGUAUGACAGGUGCACACCAAAAGCAUGUAGACCAGAUCAUGCGAGAGCGAAAAGAGGAGGUUGACAAACUUGUAAAAGAACGGAAGCAGGACAAAGAAUCUUGGUCGCGAGAAAAGCGUGAUUUGGAAAGUGAUGCGGUACUAGAUGUCCCACUAACUCUCUAGUACGUUUGGUGUCUAAUCAGGACAUCUUCCCAAAAAUCCUUUCUAGUUGUACUACUGCGACAUGAAAACUACUACAUUGAAAUUGAUUUAUAUUCUUGUGUGCGUACUACUAGGUACUACUAGAUCAUGGUCAAGAUACAUCAUACAUGAAUGAUGUACAACACGACGUACAACACGACGAGGACAAACCAUUAUUUAAAAUAGACUUACUUCUUUUUCGAAAAUUCCCGCACCCGUAGGCCGCUCGCGAGAAGGAGUUAGCCGUUCUUCGGAGGGACACGGAGAGUCUCCAGAAAGACCUUGCGGAAGGGAGUAGAGAACGAAGUACCCUAUCAAGGGAUCUGCAAGCUCGGGAAUUGGAGCUCGAAUCUACCCAACAACGUCUCAAGGACGAGCAAAAGGCGAGAAACGACGCUGAGAGAGACCGAGAGGAUGCGGGGAAAGAAGUAUUUCAAUUUGUAUUGGUAUUCCUCAAUCCUAUCGUUGCCCUGCUGGUGCUGCCACCAGGCGUAAGCUGAUAUUCGUGAAAAUUUUGUUUGCGUGUUGGAAUUUAAAAACAAGCAUCAAGAAGAGGUAGAGGAUAAGUCUGAUAACAAACGGUAUUAUAACAAAUAGGACUUCUUCUAGUCUCGGAACAACUUUUUCAGGUCAGCGAAUUUGCGGAGCAGUUGCAAGAAGCUAGUGAACGAAUAGUUGAGCUAGAAAAACAGCAGCGAGAGCUGGAGUACUCGCAAGAAAAAGUUAUGGAGCGAAUAAAAUGGAUGAAUAGAGUCUGUUGAGAAGACGAAAUAUCUUCCUUUAUCUGAAUUUGAUCGCUAGUAGAGUUGGUCCUCUAUUCUUACUUCACAUGCAUACCAUCCUCAUCUCAUGGCCAGUCGUGUCCUACCUCCUCUUAACAAAUUCAAUGUUGUCAUUUCCUCCCUUCUAAUAAGUAGAGGAAGAAGAUCGAGCAGGAGCGGGACGCGGCACUGAAAAAAGUAGAGGAUGAAUGCGGUGCAAAGAGGGAAGAGGAGAGACAACGCGCAGAGGCAGACCUUCAACAAGCCAAAAAGAGUUUAUCAGACGCAGAGGCAGCUUGGGCAAGGGAAAAAACAGAACUCAUGGUAGUACUGUUGUUCGGCUAAUUUCUUACUAAUAUUUUCAACAUCAGAGAAAUCCGAAGAACACAGAAGAGAUUCGGGGAAGUCGUAGGUCCAGUCCGAACCGACUAACACCAUCAGAAGUUACUAACAUUUUAUUACGUGGUUACAGGUGUUGGUCUACGUCUACUUGGUACUAUUCGUAUUGAUUCAAAGUCAAAUAGUUAAGUAGUAGAAAAAUCGUUUCUAUUAACAACAACUUGGUCGCAACGAGAACGAAUUUGUACUUCCUUCUUGGCAACAAAAACCACAGCAAGAAAUCGAAGUAUUGGAGUUGAACCAGGACGGUUGCUUGAAGGCAGAGUACGAACCAGACACCAGCGUCGCAUUUGCUCCACAGGACGCGCUAAAGUGGCAGAGCGAGCGUGAACUGGAGUUGUGCCGAGAAAACGCGAAAUUGAUGGGAGAAGUGCGUAUGUUCGAGCGCAAAUUCAAGUGGUCGUAUUCGGUGAAGGGCUGAUGUUCACUAGUAAGCUGAACACAGAUUCACGUUGUCGUGAAGAUGCAACAACUAGCCAUUGUGAUGCAGUAUCCUGAGACGAAACGGAAGGGAGCGGGAUGCUGCUCUUCAUUCCUUCCUACAACUAGAAGCAAAAAGAGUCAACAUUUUUUAUUUCAUCACUGUCAUGUACUUAAUCUUCAGAAAGAGAAAGAGUAAUUCUACUCAUUGUAGUUUGUGGACGAUCUCUGUAACGAGGACAAACGCGUGUCAUGAAGACAGGGGUUACAUGCCUUCAGCAAAUAGAAUUUUACAGUUAGUGAUGUUCCAGCAAGAACCCGCACCAGGCAUAAAGCAGAAAGGCAUUUUUACACAGAAACGCACACUGUAAACUAUGUAAUCAUGAUUAGCCAGCAUGAAUGAUACAACAAAUAGAAAGAAUAAGAUGGUAAACUAACUACGCACCAUGAGGCGAUCAUUAUUCAUCGUAAUCUUUCGUUUUCUAGUAAUUUCAGUCCGUUGGAGAUCCAUCCGCUCUACAUUGACUCACAUUUAUUCAUUUUUUUGGCAAUAUCAGGAUCGUAUAGAAAAUUUGGGACAUUCCUAUCUGGCAAUCCGAUAAUUUAUCUAGUCUAGCAAUCUGAAGAUACUGGAGCACCAGAGUACGCAACAUUUUUAAAUUUCAAUGAAGCAAAAUUAGACGCUUGGGGUUCCGGUUCGUUGGUGUAAUGUUUUGUUCCUUAUGUAUGUUUGUUUAAUAUUUCAUUGGUGAUCUAGAUCGUAUCUCGUUUCUAUCUUCGCCCUAUACUUCCCAUGGCAUUGUGGAUCACUGUCAUUAGAGCAGUGACUUUUCAGAUAGUCAGUCUCUUGAUUAAUAUAUAUAGAUACAACGAGGGCAUUAUCUCGCAGUUUUUUCUCAAGAAAAUGGAAGGAAAAAAAUUGACCUCAUCGUCAUGACUUUCAGUCGAAAGUGUCUAUUUAUGUCAUGGGAUUAUUCAAAAUUGUUCUUAUAAAUUGAUCUAGUUGUCACUGUUGUAGAGACGCAGACCCUGCGCCACAGGGUCUCGUCUCAACGCGAUGUGGUCCUCAAUGCUUCAUGUUUGUAGUUGUCAGUUCUCUUCCACCGUUCGGAUCAACAACUACAGCACAGAUAUCUCAUUCACGAGCAUCUUAUUCACGAGCAGUUUGUUGUAAUACUAUCUUCGAGUAGAUGAUGGAGCAGGAUCGCCGCGCACCAAAAUGGAAUUUCGAUUAUCAUCCUUUUGUAACAAGCCCCCUAUGGGUGCCGCAACUUUUUCGGGCAGAUGUCCGUCUGAAAUCUGACAACAUCUAUCGGGAUUUUACCAAACAUUAUAAGCGCAACUUAAGGCUCCACAUACUUACGCUGUUUGAUCCACAUCGAUGAGACGAAGGAAAACAAGCGCUCUAAGUUUGCAUACCAUGACGGGGAAGCCGACAAGGACGGAAGCCAGGUGGCCAUGGGCGAUAGG
Molecule: messenger RNA, 7630 nt
Organism: Amoebophrya sp. A25
Lineage: Eukaryota; Dinophyceae; Syndiniales; Amoebophryaceae
Source: the annotation of a GenBank genome assembly